This is a messenger RNA of Dipodomys ordii (Ord's kangaroo rat), 3719 nucleotides long. It is a transcript of the gene Clpx, whose product is annotated as caseinolytic mitochondrial matrix peptidase chaperone subunit. Gene Ontology annotation, cellular component: mitochondrial matrix. Gene Ontology annotation, biological process: protein folding; proteolysis; protein catabolic process. The record is from RefSeq and is a predicted model, not a curated record. Bases 215 to 2122 code for a protein of 635 amino acids. Lineage: Eukaryota; Metazoa; Chordata; Mammalia; Rodentia; Heteromyidae. Gene Ontology annotation, molecular function: zinc ion binding; ATP binding; ATP-dependent protein folding chaperone. The transcript is spliced from 14 exons.
GGUAGCGCGGCCUCCCAUCCCGAAGGCUGACGGCGGCGGGACUCAUUAGCCCCGAGGGGUCCGGCUGCUUAGCUGGUGAGCGACGCACCGGCCUGGGGGCCGGCGGGAGGAGAGUCCGGAACCCCGUCCGCGCUCACGAGUCGGACCGCUGAGACCCCCCCCCCUCACCCCGAAGUCAGCCAGGGGGCGCAGCCCCGGCCUAGGCCGCGCGGAGAUGCCCAGCUGCGGUGCUUGUACCUGCGGGGCGGCGGCAGCGGCCGCCCGGCUGCUCACCACCUCGUUCACCUCCGCGCCGAGAGGUAUUUCUUGUAGCCGCAUUCAUAUACCGGUUUUAGGAAGGCUUGGGACCUUUGAAACUCAGAUUCUGCGCAGAGCCCCUCUUAGAACCUUCUCAGAAACACCAGCAUACUUUGCCGCAAAAGAUGGAACAAAUAAAGAUGGCUCUGGAGAUGGAAAUAAGAAAUCAGUGAGUGAAGGAGGCAGUAAGAAAUCGGGCUCUGGGAAUUCUGGGAAAGGAGGAAACCAGCUGCGCUGUCCUAAAUGUGGUGACUUGUGUACACAUGUAGAGACUUUUGUGUCAUCUACCCGUUUUGUCAAGUGUGAAAAAUGUCAUCACUUUUUUGUUGUGCUGUCUGAAGCCGAUUCAAAGAAAAGCAUAAUUAAAGAACCUGAAUCAGCAGCAGAAGCUGUAAAAUUGGCAUUCCAACAGAAACCACCCCCUCCCCCCAAGAAGAUUUAUAACUACCUCGACAAGUAUGUUGUUGGCCAAUCGUUUGCUAAGAAAGUACUUUCAGUUGCUGUGUAUAAUCAUUAUAAGAGAAUAUAUAAUAAUAUCCCAGCUAAUCUGAGACAGCAAGCAGAGGUGGAGAAGCAGACAUCAUUAACACCCAGAGAGUUAGAAAUAAGAAGACGGGAAGAUGAGUACAGAUUUACAAAAUUGCUUCAGAUUGCUGGAAUUAGUCCUCAUGGUAAUGCUUUAGGAGCAUCCAUGCAGCAACAAGUAAAUCAACAAAUACCUCAGGAAAAACGAGGAGGUGAAGUAUUGGAUUCUUCUCAUGAUGACAUAAAACUUGAAAAAAGUAAUAUUUUGCUGCUUGGACCAACUGGGUCAGGUAAAACCCUGCUGGCACAAACUCUGGCUAAAUGCCUUGAUGUUCCUUUUGCUAUCUGUGACUGUACAACAUUGACUCAGGCUGGAUAUGUAGGUGAAGAUAUUGAAUCUGUGAUUGCCAAACUGCUCCAAGAUGCCAACUAUAAUGUGGAAAAAGCACAACAAGGAAUUGUCUUUCUGGAUGAAGUAGAUAAGAUUGGCAGUGUGCCAGGCAUUCAUCAAUUACGGGAUGUAGGUGGAGAAGGCGUUCAGCAAGGCUUAUUGAAACUACUAGAAGGCACAAUAGUCAAUGUUCCAGAAAAGAAUUCCCGAAAGCUACGUGGCGAAACAGUGCAAGUUGACACAACAAAUGUCCUAUUUGUUGCAUCUGGUGCUUUCAAUGGCUUAGACAGAAUUAUCAGCAGAAGGAAAAAUGAAAAGUAUCUUGGAUUUGGAACACCAUCUAAUCUGGGAAAAGGCAGGAGGGCUGCAGCGGCUGCAGACCUUGCUAAUCGAAGUGGGGAAUCAAAUACUCAUCAAGAUAUUGAAGAAAAAGAUCGGUUAUUACGUCAUGUGGAAGCCAGAGAUCUUAUCGAGUUUGGCAUGAUUCCUGAGUUUGUGGGACGGUUGCCCGUGGUGGUUCCUUUGCAUAGCCUAGAUGAGAAAACACUUGUACAAAUACUAACUGAGCCACGGAAUGCCGUUAUUCCUCAGUACCAGGCCUUAUUCAGCAUGGAUAAGUGUGAACUGAAUGUUACUGAAGAUGCUUUGAAAGCCAUAGCUAAAUUGGCACUAGAACGAAAAACAGGUGCACGAGGCCUUCGGUCCAUAAUGGAAAAGCUGUUACUAGAACCAAUGUUUGAAGUUCCCAAUUCUGAUAUUGUGUGUGUGGAAGUUGACAAAGAUGUAGUAGAAGGGAAAAAGGAACCAGGAUACAUUCGAACUCCAGCAAAAGAAUCAUCUGAAGAGGAGUAUGACUCUGGAGUUGAGGAAGACGGCUGGCCUCGCCAAGCAGAUGCUGCAAACAGCUAAACUGUCAGACUCCUGUCCUGUAUAUAAAGCUUUUCCUUCUUUUGUUUAGGAUCAUAACUUUCUACAGUCUGACAUUAAAGGCAUUGAAUCUAUCUUGGAUAUCAUACAUGGUCAGAAGCCUUUAGGAUAAGCAUAAGAUCAUGUAUAUUAUAACAUCACAUUGAUUUAUACAGAAGACAUUACGUGGACUUGAAUGACAACAAUGUUUAGAGAUAAAAUGUAUAUUAUCUUGGUUCAGUUUUUUAAGAAAUAUGCUUUAUCAAAAUUCUUAGGAGUUCUUUAAGCAAUGCAGGUAUUGCAAUAACUGUGGAUUUUACAAUAAUGUUACUCUACAAAUGGGAAAAUAAAUUCUUUAAAAUCGAAUAUUGAGAUAUACCAUUCUUUAGUGCUAUGUUUUUCUACCCAUAUUAAUUUCCUGAAACUAUUUAGAAUCUUAUUUCUCUUAAAAAUUAGACCAGGAAGUAAUAUUUAAAUAUUUUAUGGAAAAUGCCCUGAACCAUAUUUUGAUUAUUUGCUUACCUAUAUUCUUAAGUCUUUGGUAAAUGCAUGACAUGAACUUCCCAACUGAUCCUGUUAAAAAAAGAAAAAAAAAAGCCAUUCUCUUGCUUACCUAAUCUGAUUUAUUAACAACUUUGAGCCAUUUUUAGUACCAUGGGUGAGUAGAUGGACUUAAAAUUUGAAAUCUUCAGAAAAAAGACUAAACAACUAAUUCUUUUAAUAGCAUGCUGUAUCGAUCAUAGCAAGAGCCAUAUGCAGAACUAGAUAAAAUAUCCUAAUAGUGUGUGCUUUUCCUAAAGUAUUGAAUUUGGUUUUUGUUUUGUCUUGGUGCUAGACAUCUGUCUAAUCCUUUGGCUUCAUAGAACAUUAAAUAAUCUUUUAACAUCAGCUAAAGUGAAUGAAUGUGUUCACACUAACAUAAGUCACUAAUCUUCAUCACAUAGCAAAACUAAAAAUGGGGGGUGAACUUAAAUUUUUACCGUCUGAUUCCAUAAGAACUGUUCAGGUACCCUUUAAGCAUUUCUCUUUCCUUCUGUAAUACCAGUUUCUACAUUCUUCAUUCAGCUCAAUAAGUCUUGUUUGAAUCAGAAUAUCUUUAUAGAUUUCUUUUUUUCUUUUGGAGUCUUGAGCUUUCCUUUAGUCCUUUAGCCCACAUUUUUUAAAAAAGGAAACAAACCCUUAAGCUAUUAAGAAAUUCUAAAUCUUGGUGAAGACUUUGACUUUCUGUGAUAGACUAAAAGGCAUGUGAGGUACCUUUCUUUUAUGGCUGGGUAGGACCAGAAAUUUCUUUGUGCAGUGUUUAAUCCUAACUACUAUAGUAGCUCUCUCUAGUAAUGGUUCAAGUUCUUCUCAUGAGGUCUUUCAGAUUAUAACUUUGUUCUCAUGGCAUCAUUUUCCUUUUUGUAGAGUGAAAAUUGCAGUAGUUUCUAAAUAAAGAGCAAUCUUUGAAAAAUAGACUGGGAGACAUUUUAGUCAUAACUACAUUUGGUUUUGGAAGUUGUUAACAAGACCUAAUUGAUGUUUUUAAAUCAAACAAAUUGAGUAUAACAACAAUUUGUAUCUUGGAACUUACAUUUGAAUAAAACAAAGCUAAAUGAAA